AUGGAGAUAAAGAAUUAUCGGCCGAUAUCUCUGUUGAACGCCGACUACAAAAUCUAUACAUCCAUUCUGGCACAGCGCCUGAGACAAGUGUUGCAGCAUUUGAUUCACCCAGAUCAGUCAGGGUUUCUGCCCAAAAGGCAACUGAGACAUAAUGUCAGGAUGAUCUUAGAUGUUCUAGAAUAUGGGGAAUUAAACCCAGAUAAGCAGUUGGCUGUAGUCUUCCUUGAUGCCGAGAAGGCUUUUGAUAACAUCAGCUGGGAUUAUAUGGUGGCCGUGUGUUUCACCAAGGCAGAGCGGGUGCUCCUGGAUCUGGGCCAAAGAGCUCUCGACACGGAACUCAUGAUGGAGGGCUACGGGAGCGUGGCCUCUCUGGGGGACGAUCGUGGAAAUGAGGAGGACGAGGAACUGCAUCAUCUGUUGCCAGAUGAAGACAAGACUGAAGACCUGAGUGGAAACUUCGGGACUCAAGGCGGACCCAAGGGGCAGAAUGGAAGCCACCUAGUGGAGAAGAGGGAUCAACCCACUCCUUUCCAAGGGGGGGACUUCUGUGAAGCAGUUCACAUGGUGGAGGAAAUGUACACGUGCUUGGGGUGCGGAAUGAUCUUCUCAGAUGAAGCCCAAUAUAAUGUCCAUCUUCAGCUGCAGUGUGGAAAGAAGACCCAUCAGUUCCUGGAUUAUGGAAAGAGCUUCCUUUGCGGAGCAGAGCUCCUUAAACAUCAACAGACACAUGGAGGAGAAAAGCUUCAUAAUUUCUCAGACUGUGGCGAGAGUUCCUCAGAGAAAUCAGAGCUUAUUAAACAUGAAAGCAUUAAUUCAGGGGAGAAGCCACUUCUCUGUUCAGAGACUGGAAUGACAGACUCUGAUGAAAGACAUGGAAAUCUACAUUCCCCAAGGCACAUUAUAAUGAAGGCAUGUAAAUGCUUUCGAUGUGGAAGAGCUAGCGAAGAUUUCAGUGUCUCCACCACGUCAAGAGAUGGGUUCUCCUUGUACAAGAACCCACUCGCCACCCCCAGCUCCUAG
Messenger RNA from Gekko japonicus, 1020 nucleotides. Its product is annotated as zinc finger protein 577-like. The record is from RefSeq and is a predicted model, not a curated record. Gene Ontology annotation, molecular function: DNA-binding transcription repressor activity, RNA polymerase II-specific. The coding region runs from base 1 to 1020 and encodes 339 amino acids. Gene Ontology annotation, biological process: negative regulation of transcription by RNA polymerase II. Lineage: Eukaryota; Metazoa; Chordata; Lepidosauria; Squamata; Gekkonidae. The transcript has 4 exons.